This is a messenger RNA of Felis catus (domestic cat), 1056 nucleotides long. It is a transcript of the gene GUCA1B, whose product is annotated as guanylate cyclase activator 1B. Lineage: Eukaryota; Metazoa; Chordata; Mammalia; Carnivora; Felidae. Gene Ontology annotation, molecular function: calcium ion binding; calcium sensitive guanylate cyclase activator activity. Gene Ontology annotation, biological process: visual perception. The transcript is spliced from 4 exons. Gene Ontology annotation, cellular component: photoreceptor inner segment; cone photoreceptor outer segment. The coding region runs from base 162 to 767 and encodes 201 amino acids. The record is from RefSeq and is a predicted model, not a curated record.
GGCCCCGCCCCCUGCCGCCUGCCCCUGCGCUGCCCAGUGGCCAGGAGAUGAUGAAGAGGCCGGCCAGGCAGAGGAAAGGGAGGAAGAGGGCCCCGGCCUAAGGCAUCAAUCGGCAGAAGCCCAGGAGGAGGCACAGACCCCCGACAUCCCUCCAGGCCGGGAUGGGGCAGCAGUUCAGCUGGGAGGAGGCGGAGGCGGCCGGCGAGAUGGACGUGGCCGAGCUCCAGGAGUGGUACAAGAAGUUCGUGGUGGAGUGCCCCAGCGGCUCUCUCUUCAUGCACGAGUUUAAGCGCUUCUUCAAGGUCACAGGCAACGAGGAGGCCACCCAGUACGUAGAGGGCAUGUUCCGAGCCUUCGACAAGAAUGGGGACAACACCAUCGACUUCUUGGAGUAUGUGGCCGCCCUGAACCUCGUGCUGAGGGGCACCCUGGAACACAAGCUGAAGUGGACCUUCAAGAUCUAUGACAAGGACCGCAACGGCUGCAUCGACCGCCUGGAGCUGCUCGACAUUGUGGAGGCGAUCUACAAGCUGAAGAAAGCCUGCAGGGUGGAGGAGGAGGCCGAGCAGCAAGGACAGCUGCUCACACCCGAGGAGGUGGUGGACAGGAUCUUCCUUCUGGUGGAUGAGAACGGAGAUGGCCAGCUGUCUCUGAAUGAGUUCAUUGAAGGUGCCCGUCGUGACAAGUGGGUGAUGAAGAUGCUCCAGAUGGACAUGAACCCUGGUGGCUGGAUCUCUCAGCAGAGGCGGAAAAGCGCCAUGUUCUGAGGGGUCUGGGGCCUUCGGGAGUCCACAGGCCCCUCCAAGACUCCGGGUUCACCAGGUUUCCAGAGUAGUGGGAGGGGCCCUGGCUCAGCCUGUGUAUGCUCCCUCUUAUCUGCCCCCCCCCCAUGAAAGGGGUUGGAACCAAGCAGGGGGUAGGGGCCGUUGGGCUGAAGUGGCCAACGGGAGACAGUCCACUGGGAGGAUGUACUGGGGUGGUGAAGGGAACUGGUUUCCUCUGUCUCCCUUCAACUGCUUCUGGAACAAGUAUGUGUUGGCGGCGGGGGUUGGGGGG